Podospora bellae-mahoneyi is the source of this 2778-nucleotide messenger RNA. RefSeq lists its product as uncharacterized. Lineage: Eukaryota; Fungi; Ascomycota; Sordariomycetes; Sordariales; Podosporaceae. The coding region runs from base 1163 to 2332 and encodes 389 amino acids. The transcript is spliced from 2 exons. The record is from RefSeq and is a predicted model, not a curated record.
CUCGACGAUCCCCGGCAUCUGGCGCCCCCGGGUGGCAUGGCGUUUCCCCUCAACCACCUACCCGGAACAGCCUAGCCUAGCUGCGCGGAAUGGCUGCGAACAUCCCUGUCUCGCGUGGGGAUUGGCAACGAAACCCCCGGUGCGCCCAUCGGUCGACAGGGCAUCCUCAGAAGAAGAAGGCACCUUGCGGUAGGUUGGGGGUGGGGUAAUAAUCGGACCAUGCUCAACGGGAAAGAUCCAAAUGAAGUCCAGAGACAACUUGCAGCCAUCGCCAUCUCAGCGACCCAGUCGGGUAAAAAAGAGACGGGCUCGGCGCUGCAUCUCCCAUCUGUUAAAAAACUGCCAUCAGCAAAAGAGAGAGAGACCCAGCAUCUGGUUCGUGGUGGGGAGGGAGGGAGGUUCCAUCGAUAUUGUGGAUGGAGGAUGCCCAAGCGAGCGAGCCGGGUGGGUUUUUUCAGCCCCUCCAGCGGUUGUGCCAAGGAGUCAUAUUGGGCACAUCUUCCGCUUCCCGUCAUCAUUUGCCCGUUGCCCUUUACUUCUUUUGCCCUCCUGCCUGCCAGUACCUUGCAUUCCCUAUUGCCUAUUGCCUAUUCAUAGCGCCGCCUGUCUUUUUUUACCAUUCUUUCGCUCACUCUUUCUACUCUACUACAUACAUUCGAAUACUCACUCAAGCAUCGUCAUCACUCAUGUACAGUGUCCGAUCUUCUGCAGCAGACUAACACUACGCCCACCCAUUAUAUCAUCACAAACGGAACAGGUUCCCUUGCACCUCGGCUUGGGUACUUCCCAUAUGCUAAGCUUUCCUGCCUUGGCGGUCUCUCCACCAAUCCGAUCCCUCUCAAAGUCAGACUCGGUGCAUGGUAAACCCGCCAGCAAGUGUGCGUCGUUGGAUUUCAAGUUCAUCACCGGCCUCAAACUCUCGCCCGGGGGCUCAGCGUAGCAACCGGGCGCGCCGACUCAAGCAGCCCGACUCGUAGCAGGGAGACCGCGCAAACAUCGCCAUCGUGCUGGGCCGCUUUUAAGGGAGUUUUACUCACCUCAGGGGAGGUGUACGGGGGUUCGGGGUGCACACGAUGCCAGUGGGGGACGACUCGAGCUAUCUCACAAAAAGGAGGGCGUCACCACUUGCGUGAUCAGUAUCACAGAAAGUGUCACGUGUCCCAUGGAGCAAAGGCCUGGCGAUGCCUUCUCCCAGCACAGCGGCGACGCGAGCGACGCGCCCCCAUCAGGGGGGAUGGGGCGCCCGCGCCGCAUGUCCAUGGAGGAGGAUAUGUUCUACCGGGAAGUCAUGACGUCGCGGCCAAAGAACCCGCCGAGCUAUGAGACGGCCAUGCAGGCUGCUGUGGCGGCCGAGAGGAGGGCGAUGGCGAUGGCUGCUGUCGAGGACCAGGAAGAUAGGCUGCCCCAGUACUCAUCCGAGUUGGAUAUUGAGGGCGUGUUUAUGCGCAAGAUGGAGAUGGAGGACACGAUCAAACGGGCCGAGUAUAGAGACUGGAGGAUGGUUUAUGUCGAGCUUCGGGGAACGGCACUCAACGUCUACUCGGUCAAGAAGGAGCGUGGAUGGUGGUCGUCAAAGCCGGACGCACCUAACAUUGCGCCUGAUAAUCCGCCAUGGGUGAAGAAGCAUGCGUUGGAGCGGAGCUACAGCUUGCUCUAUGCGGAUGCGGGGAUCGCGGCGGAUUACAAGAAGAAGCGCUACGUCAUUCGGCUACGAGUGGAAACGGACCAGUUUUUAUUGUCGUGUUUCGAGUUGAGCACAUUUGUCACAUGGCUCGACAGGCUUUAUGCCGCCUUCAACGUGGCUGCACCCAUCGAUGAUCGCGAUUUCCCCAGGGACUACAGCAUACCACGGAUUCAGAGAAUACGGUUCUUGCGGGGACAACGACCGCCACCCCAGGACCAUCUUGGCAGGCAACCCGAUCAUAGAAGACUAGACGAGAGCGACGAAGACGACAGCGAAGGGGAGGGAGAGGGCGGUGAACCACCAGAUCACAGAGGUGGCGGCGGACGUGGGCCACGGCCGGCUGAAUACCCAAUAAUGGCGAGGUUAUCAAUAUCAUCAUACGCGAACGAGAACGUCGACCCGGAAACCGGAAAAUGGCUGCCAGAACACGGCUGGACCAUCGCCCACGACCAGCUCUACGCCCGUCUGUGCUACGCGGUACUAUUAUUCAAGUCACCACGGAAGAGCAAUUACAUUGUCUCACGAGGCAAGCGGUGGUGGGUCGACUGGGACAGCGGCAAGAUGGUUCGGGUGCUGCCCCCGGUCUACGGCGAAAUCGACGUCAUGGGCCCAUGGCAGGUCAUCAUGGCCGAGAACAGGAGGAUAUAAGCCUGUUGUCACAACGCAACUUUUUCCUUUUAUGUUUGUCUUGCAUUAUACUCACACUUGACUGUUAUUUUCUUUUUAUUAUCUAUAUAUAUAUCUGGGCGCGGAGUUGCGGGUUUCGAAUUAUCGGGAGCAUACUUGGGACACAAUCUUUGCGUUUGCAGCAAAUGGGGCAUUUGGAACGGGAAGGAGGGAGGGAUGUGUCUCGAGUCGGGCGAGCAUUAUACCAUGCGUGUGAUUUUAUUGUUGGGGGGAAGAGAGGACGAAAAUGCGUUUUGCUUUUUUUGGUUGGAUGUAUAUAUACCCACGCGCAACAGAUACCACAUAUUUAAGAGCAUAAUUGACCGGUUCCGGUAGCAAGACUUUUGUGUUGGCAUGUGUUGUUUAAUACCGCCUGGCCCAACCACAUGAACUUUUACGGUGGCAUGUUGCUCUGUUUUGGUUGUGCC